Belonocnema kinseyi is the source of this 372-nucleotide messenger RNA. Its product is annotated as extensin-like. NCBI's taxonomy places the organism in Eukaryota, Metazoa, Arthropoda, Insecta, Hymenoptera, Cynipidae. The record is from RefSeq and is a predicted model, not a curated record. The transcript has 2 exons. Bases 1 to 372 code for a protein of 123 amino acids.
AUGACGGACUUAACGAACCUUAAAAAUCAAGCUCCUAGUUCCGACUUCGUUUCGUUGUUUGGCAAGCUCAGGUCCAUACGUCCAGUUGAAAAAGCUACUUCAGAGGUAGACCUCCUUUUCCUCCUACUCCUAAUUAUCCUCCACACCAUCGUCCUUCUCCUCUCGCCGCUAAAUCAUUCUCCUCCUACUCCUCCUCCUCCUACUUCUACUCCUACUCAUCCUCCUCACCAUUCUCCUGCUCCUCUGCCGCUGCUAAAUCCUUUUUCUCAUCCUCCUCCUACUUAUCCUCCUCCUACUCAUCAUCCUCCUACUUAUCCUCCUCCUACUUAUUCUCCUCCUAAAUAUCCUCCUUAUACUCCUCCUAUUUUUUAA